This is a messenger RNA of Rhinichthys klamathensis goyatoka, 1295 nucleotides long. It is a transcript of the gene prkar1ab, whose product is annotated as protein kinase, cAMP-dependent, regulatory, type I, alpha (tissue specific extinguisher 1) b. The coding region runs from base 150 to 1289 and encodes 379 amino acids. NCBI's taxonomy places the organism in Eukaryota, Metazoa, Chordata, Actinopteri, Cypriniformes, Leuciscidae. Gene Ontology annotation, molecular function: cAMP-dependent protein kinase regulator activity. The record is from RefSeq and is a predicted model, not a curated record. Gene Ontology annotation, biological process: regulation of protein phosphorylation. Gene Ontology annotation, cellular component: cAMP-dependent protein kinase complex. The transcript has 11 exons.
AGGCUUUGAUUGGUGUUUUACCAUUUCCGGUUGGCAGACGUCCAAGCGCCUGUGAAGAAGAGUUGUUGCGCCGUCUCUGAAUAACGGAAUAACGCAGAAGCCGAGUCGCGUUAUAAAGGCUCGGUCAGAGGUCAGAUCCAGCGUCCAUCAUGGCAUCAGGCAGCGCGGGCAGUGAGGAGGAGAAGAGUCUGAGGGAGUGUGAGAUAUACGUGCAGAAACACAACAUCCAGCAGCUGCUGAAGGACUGUAUCGUGCAGCUGUGCACCUCACGGCCCGACAGACCCAUGGCCUUCCUCCGGGAACACUUCGAGAAGCUGGAAAAGGAGGAAGCGAAGCAGCUCCUGAACCAGCAGAAGGCCAGUUCUCGCUCUGACUCUCGUGAAGAUGAGGCGUCUCCUCCCAUGAACCCCGUGGUGAAGGGUCGCAGGCGGAGAGGAGCCAUCAGCGCUGAGGUCUACACCGAGGAGGACGCCGCCUCCUACGUCAGGAAGGUCAUCCCUAAAGACUACAAAACCAUGGCCGCGCUCGCCAAAGCCAUCGAAAAGAACGUGCUCUUCUCACAUCUGGAUGACAAUGAAAGAAGUGACAUAUUCGACGCAAUGUUUCCAGUCACCUACAUUGCCGGAGAGAUUGUCAUCCAACAAGGUGACGAGGGUGAUAACUUCUAUGUCAUUGACCAGGGGGAAAUGGAUGUGUAUGUGAACAGCGAGUGGGCCACCAACAUCGGAGAGGGCGGCAGUUUUGGGGAACUGGCUCUGAUCUACGGGACCCCGAGAGCCGCCACCGUCAGAGCCAAGACCAACGCCAAGCUCUGGGGCAUCGACAGAGACAGCUACAGGAGAAUACUGAUGGGAAGCACUUUGAGGAAGAGGAAGAUGUACGAGGAGUUCUUGAGCAAAGUAUCUAUUUUAGAGUCUCUGGAUAAGUGGGAGCGUCUGACUGUGGCUGACGCUCUGGAGCCGGUGCAGUUUGAGGACAGUCAGAAGAUCGUGGUCCAGGGAGAACCAGGAGACGAGUUCUUCAUCAUCCUGGAGGGAUGUGCAGCCGUUCUGCAGCGCAGGUCAGAAAAUGAGGAGUUCGUAGAGGUCGGCAGGUUAGGACCGUCAGACUACUUCGGCGAGAUCGCUCUGCUGAUGAACCGGCCCCGUGCGGCGACAGUGGUGGCUCGUGGGCCGCUCAAAUGUGUGAAGCUGGACAGGCCUCGCUUCGAGCGCGUGCUGGGACCGUGUUCAGACAUCCUCAAACGCAACAUCCAACAGUACAACAGCUUCGUGUCGCUCUCCGUCUGAGAACCC